Messenger RNA from Gymnogyps californianus (California condor), 5278 nucleotides. It is a transcript of the gene MTR, whose product is annotated as 5-methyltetrahydrofolate-homocysteine methyltransferase. Gene Ontology annotation, biological process: pteridine-containing compound metabolic process. Lineage: Eukaryota; Metazoa; Chordata; Aves; Accipitriformes; Cathartidae. Gene Ontology annotation, molecular function: cobalamin binding; methionine synthase activity; zinc ion binding. The coding region runs from base 1 to 3855 and encodes 1284 amino acids. The record is from RefSeq and is a predicted model, not a curated record. The transcript is spliced from 34 exons.
AUGGUGUGUACAUCUGGCAGUGAUGCAAAGGACUUGCAUUUGGGAGCAGGCCGUCGGGAAGCUGAGCGAAGUGCUUCUCCCUACCAGCAAGAAGUAGAUCCCCAGAAAAGCGUGGAAGAAGAAAUUGAAUCAGUUCUGCAGGAGCGGAUAAUGGUUUUGGAUGGAGGCAUGGGUACCAUGAUCCAGCAACAUGCCCUGUCAGAAGAGGAUUUCCGAGGGCAUGAAUUUAAAGAUCAUUCCAGGCCUUUGAAAGGCAAUAAUGACCUUCUCAGUAUAACUCAACCUGAUAUAAUCUGUGACAUACACAAGGAAUAUUUGCUGUCAGGUGCUGACAUCAUUGAAACUAACACUUUCAGCAGCACCCGAGUUGCACAAGCUGACUAUGGCCUUGAGCAUUUGGCAUAUCGGUUAAACAGAGUCUCUGCACAGGUGGCCAGAAAAGCAGCAGAUGAUGUAACUGCUCAGACAGGAAUUAGGAGAUAUGUUGCUGGAGCCAUGGGUCCAACAAACAGGACACUCUCUGUGUCACCAUCUGUGGAGAGACCAGAUUACAGGAACAUAACUUUUGAUGAACUCGUUGAAGCCUAUAAGGAACAAGCCAAAGGACUUUUGGAUGGAGGAGUUGAUAUCUUGUUAGUGGAAACCAUAUUUGAUACAGCCAAUGCCAAGGCAGCUCUUUUUGCACUCCAGACAUUGUUUGAGGAAGAGUAUGCUCCCCGACCCAUAUUCGUUUCUGGAACCAUUGUGGAUAAGAGUGGGCGUACCCUCUCAGGCCAGACAGGAGAGGCAUUUGUCAUUAGUGUUUCCCACAGUAAGCCACUUUGUAUCGGCUUAAAUUGUGCUUUAGGGGCAGUUGAAAUGCGACCAUUCAUUGAAACAAUUGGAAAAUGUACAACAGCCUAUAUCAUCUGUUACCCCAACGCAGGUCUUCCCAAUACUUUUGGUGGUUAUGAUGAAACUCCAGAAGUGACUGCCAAGCAUAUAAAGAAUUUUGCUUUGGAUGGUUUGGUCAACAUAGUUGGAGGUUGCUGUGGUACUACACCAGCACAUAUCAGGAAAAUUGCCAAAGCUGUGAAAUUCUGUAAGCCUCGCGUUCCACCUUCUCUCUCUCAAGGAUACAUGCUGCUGUCAGGUCUGGAGCCAUUCAGGAUUGGGCCAUACACCAACUUCGUUAAUAUUGGCGAACGCUGCAACGUUGCAGGAUCACGGAAGUUUGCUAAACUCAUCAUGGCAGGCAACUAUGAAGAAGCCCUGAGUGUAGCCAAAUUGCAAGUUGAGAUGGGGGCCCAGGUUCUUGAUAUCAAUAUGGAUGAUGGGAUGCUGGAUGGCCCUUCUGCAAUGACCAGAUUUUGUAACUUGAUUUCUUCAGAACCUGAUAUUGCAAAGGUGCCGUUAUGCAUUGACUCCUCAAAUUUUUUGGUGAUUGAAGCAGGUUUGAAAUGUUGCCAAGGGAAAUGCAUUGUAAACAGCAUCAGUCUGAAGGAAGGUGAGGAAGAUUUUUUGGAGAAAGCAAGGAAAAUUAAGUUGUAUGGAGCAGCUGUGGUUGUUAUGGCUUUUGAUGAAAUGGGGCAGGCAACAGAAACAGAAACCAAGAUUGCAAUCUGUUCCAGAGCUUAUCACCUCCUUGUGGAAAAAGUGCACUUCAAUCCAAAUGAUAUAAUAUUUGACCCUAAUAUUUUGACCAUAGGAACUGGAAUGGAAGAACAUAACCUGUAUGCCAUGAAUUUUAUCAAUGCUACUAAAACUAUAAAAGAAACACUGCCGGGAGCCAGGAUAAGUGGAGGUCUUUCCAAUCUGUCUUUCUCCUUUCGAGGAAUGGAUGCCAUUCGAGAAGCAAUGCAUGGGGUGUUCCUUUACCACGCAAUUAAGUAUGGCAUGGACAUGGGAAUUGUGAAUGCUGGGAAUCUGCCAGUGUAUGAUGAUAUCCACAAGGAAUUGCUACAGCUGUGUGAGAAUCUAAUCUGGAACAAAGAUCCUGAUGCGACAGAGAAACUUUUACAUUAUGCUCAGAAUCAUGCCCAAGGAGGAAGAAAAGUUGUACAGACUGAUGAGUGGCGGAAAAGCUCUGUGGAGGAAAGGCUGGAAUACGCUCUCAUAAAGGGCAUUGAGAAGUAUGUCACUGCAGAUACAGAAGAAGCAAGAUUAAAUCAGGAAAAAUAUCCUAGACCUCUAAAUGUAAUUGAAGGGCCUUUGAUGAAUGGCAUGAAAAUCGUUGGUGAUCUUUUUGGUGCUGGAAAGAUGUUUCUGCCUCAGGUGAUAAAGUCUGCUCGAGUUAUGAAGAAAGCCGUUGGCCACCUUAUUCCUUAUAUGGAAAAAGAAAGAGAGGAAAGGAGAGCCAAACGAGGCAGCAUAGAGGAAGAGGAUCCUUAUCAUGGUACAAUAGUACUAGCAACUGUGAAAGGAGAUGUACAUGAUAUCGGCAAGAACAUUGUGGGAGUCGUUCUGGGCUGCAACAACUUCAGAGUUAUUGAUUUAGGAGUCAUGACUCCAUGUGAUAAGAUAUUGAGAGCUGCUGUUGAGAACAAAGCAGAUAUAAUUGGCCUGUCUGGUCUCAUCACCCCUUCUUUGGAUGAAAUGAUUUUUGUCGCCAAGGAAAUGGAGAGAUUGGCAAUAAAGAUUCCUUUGCUGAUUGGAGGAGCAACUACUUCUAAAACACACACAGCUGUUAAAAUUGCCCCACGAUAUAGCGCACCUGUAAUUCAUGUCCUGGAUGCAUCCAAGAGUGUUGUGGUUUGCUCCCAGCUCUUAGAUGAAAGUGUAAAGGAUGAUUUCUUUGAAGAAAUAUUAGAGGAAUAUGAAGAAAUUAGACAAGAACACUAUGAGUCUCUCAAGGAAAGGAGAUACUUGUCUCUACAGCAAGCUAGAAGAAAAGGUUUCCAUAAUGACUGGCUAUCAGGCCAUAAACCAGUUAAACCAAAAUUCAUUGGCACAAAAGUCUUUGAAGAUUAUGACCUGAAGAGGCUGGUAGAAUACAUUGACUGGAAGCCUUUCUUUGAUGUCUGGCAACUUAGGGGAAAGUAUCCCAACCGGGGUUUCCCUAAAGUCUUUAAUGAUAAAACUGUAGGUGAAGAAGCAAAGAGAGUUUAUAAUGAUGCUCAAAAUCUACUGAAAACGUUGAUUAAUCAAAAGAAAUUACAAGCCAGAGGUGUGGUUGGGUUCUGGCCAGCUCAAAGUGUUCAAGAUGAUAUCCAUUUAUAUGCUGUAGAAGAGGCAGUGGGAUCUUCAGAACCAAUAGCAAAAUUUUAUGGCUUGAGGCAACAGGCUGAAAAGGACUCUGCCUGCACAGAUCCAUAUUACUGCCUCUCUGACUUUGUAGCACCACUGGAUUCUGGCAUCUGUGACUACUUAGGCCUGUUUGCUGUGGCCUGCUUUGGUGUGGAUGAGUUAUGCAAUGAAUUUAGGAAACAGGAUGAUGAAUACAACAUCAUAAUGGUAAAGGCUCUUGGCGAUCGGUUGGCAGAGGCAUUUGCUGAGGAGCUCCAUGAAAGGGUUCGAAGGGAAUUCUGGGGUUACUGUAGUAGUGAGCAGCUAGAUCUCUCUGACCUACGCAGAAUUAAAUAUGAGGGAAUUCGCCCUGCCCCUGGAUAUCCAAGCCAGCCUGACCAUACAGAAAAACUCACCAUGUGGAAACUUGCAAACAUUGAGGAAACAACAGGAAUUGGUUUAACUGAAUCACUAGCAAUGAUACCUGCUUCUGCAGUUUCUGGCCUCUACUUUUCCAGUCCCAAAUCCAAAUAUUUUGCUGUUGGCAAGAUAUGUAAAGAUCAGGUUGAAGAUUAUGCACUGAGAAAAAAUCUGUCUGUGGCAGAGGUGGAGAAAUGGCUGGGACCCAUUUUGGGAUAUGAUACUGAAUAACUGUGACAACUUGUGGGCGAACAUUUUCUUUUGAUGGUCUAUUCGCCAGACAGAACAAGAGAAUCCUUCCCACUGAAAACGGCUUUCUUCCAUCCAUCCCAAUAGUUUGUCUGAUUGUUUUUAAUUUUUGAUCAAGGAACUUAAUAUUUCACGUCUGCCCUGUGCUCUUGGCUUGGGACCAUGAAUGUAUUGCAGAUCUCUUAGCCAUAGCAAUAUACUUUUAUUUAUUUUUAUUUCUUGCACAAAUACCGUAGCUGAGCAGCUAGAUGUAGUGUGAGAUGUGGAAGCUGCAAAGCUCUCCUGUCCUCAGGAAGGCUUUGAAAUCAGGGGCAAGAAUUUCUAUCCCGUUGGCUGUGGAUGUACGUAGAACAGAAUUUGACUUCUGUUAUUUUAAUGUGUUUUGGCAAGUCCAGGUACAGAAAUACGAUCUGAUUUUUCUGUAAAGUCAGCAAAGGUUUUAUACUGAGUGAUCAAGAACAACUGAAGUACAACAGAUCUCCUUUUUUAAAAUCUGUCUGCUCCAUGUUUAGGUCUUGUGAUUAGGAACUUAUGUUGUUCUCUGUGAAUAAUAUCAGGAUCUUAAAUGACUUUGUCAUUCUGAUUGUAGUUAGAACUAUCAAAAUAAUACAAAGUGCUGGAGCAAUAUCAGAGGUGCUGUAUUAUGACAGAACAUGAAAUGGGAUGACUGAGCCCAUGGAGUUGUCCACCUCAUGCUUCCUCUUCCUUUCAGCAAGCCACAAUCUGUUUCUCCUCUGUAUAAAGGGUAAUGGCACUUCCUACCUUACAGUUAUGUUGUGAGGCUUAAUUCAUGUUUAAACAGUCUUUUGUAUGUGAAAAGUAUGAGAAGCAUAAUUGUUACUAUAGACAGACAGAAAGCUUGGAGCUGACUUCAGUGUUCUACAAACUGUUUAGGCUUCCAGGUACCUGGAUUUUAAAAGCAAAUAGUAGCAAUGCUAUUGUAAGUAACAGUUAAUACCGUAGGCUUAUUCUUCAGAUUUAACUCUGAGUGAGCUAAUUGUUAAUAGCUUUUAAUAAUCUCUGAAAAGUGCCUCGGGUAUUAUUUAAAUGCUAAUUUAGUAAAAUAUUAUGACAGAAAACCCUCAUUUUUCUGGUCUCUAAUUGUAAAGAAAAGACCAAUAUUAUAAAGAGAAAGUUCUUAUAAAUAGUUUGUAAUCUAUUAAGAGCUAUAUAAUUUUUGUAAUGUCUUCAUCUGACUUUAUGCUAAAAGAAUCAUCUUGUAUCAACAGUUUAAUAAAGGUUAAGCUGUCAAUGGUGUUAUCCUAUUAGAAUCCUUUAAAUGGCAACAAUAAAAUGUGUGCAAUAGUCUGAACAGAUAAUGUCAAAAUUAAUAUGCACAUUGUACCAUGAAUCUGAAAUUAUAAAGGCUGCUAUGGGGUUUUUAAAGUAGUUGAGUAAGUGUGUU